GAAGUCCUUCUGAGGCUAUCAAAACAUGGACAGGCCAUGAGGCUCCGAUGACCAUCCCUGAAUUAUUUUGAGAUUCAGUCAGCUGGUUUGGGACACAUCCAGCCCUUGUAUCAAAAAAUGGCAACAAAUGGGAAAUCCUGAAUUUCAGCCAGUACUAUGAGGCAUGUUGGAAGGCUGCCAGGUCCUUGCUCAAGCUGGGCUUGGAGUGUUUCCAUGGAGUUGGCAUCCUGGGUUUUAAAUCUGUGCAGUGGUUUGUUGCUGCUCUUGGCUCCAUCAUAGCAGGGGGUCUUUGUGUCGGUAUUUAUGCCACCAACUCUGUUGAGGCUUGUCAAUAUGUCAUUGGUCAAGCCAAGGUGAACAUCUUGCUGGUUGAAAAUGAUCAACAGAUACAGAAAAUCAUUUUGAUUCCACGGAGCAGACUGGAGACUCUAAAGGCGAUCGUCCGGUACCGGCUGCCGAUAAAAGAGAGCGGUGACAACCGGGGCUUUGUAAGUUGGGAUGAUUUCAUGGAACUUGGCAGUAGCAUUCCUGACACCCAACUGGAGAGAAUUAUUGAGAGCCAGAAAGCUAAUCAAUGUGCCCUAAUCAUCUGUACUUCGGGAACCAUAGGCCCACCCAAGGGAGCAAUGCUCAGCCAUGACAAUAUCAUGUGGAUGGCCGGGGCAGUGUCAAAAGACUUUGGACUAUUGGAGAAGCGGGAGUUGGUGGUCAGCUACCUGCCCCUCAGCCACAUUGCAGCACAGAUGAUGGACAUCUAUAAGAUUGGGGCAGUCACAUACUUUGCUCAGCCAGAUGCUCUCUGGGGCACCUUGUUAAGUACUCUGCAGAAUGUAAAGCCUGCUCUUUUCAUGGGGGUGCCUCAAGUUUGGGAGAAGGUGUAUGAGACAAUCAGGGAAAAGAAUGCCAAAUAUCUCAAGAAGAAGAUGUUUUUAUGGGCGAAAACAAUUGGCUUCUGGACCAACACGAAAAGGAUGGUGGGGAAACAGGAAACUAAUAUGAGUUACUAUGUGGCUAACAGCCUGGUGUUCAGCAAAAUCAGGAGCUCCCUAGGCUUGGAUCACUGCCACAUUUCCAUCAGUGUGGCUGCACCUAUCACCAAAGAGACUGCUGAGUUAAGCUUGGACAUACCUAUAGGUGAGGUACAUGGGCUGACUGAAAGCUCUGGACCUCAUGCCAUCUCCACCUACUAUAACUUCAGGCUCCUAAGCUGCAGCAAGAUCUUGACUGGGUGUAAGAACAUGCCAUUUGAGCAGAAUAAGGAGGGCAUUGGGGAGAUCUGCAUGUCAGACAGGCAAUCUUCAUGGACUACCUGGAGAAGUGAGGUUGAAACUCUGGAGGUCUUCGGUGAGGAAGGCUGGCUACAUUCAGCGGAUCUGGGACACAUGGACAACCAGGGCUUCCUCUACAUCACUGGCCACAUCAAAGAAAUCCUCAUCACUGCUGGAGGUGAAAACGACCCUAUUCACAUGGAGACCUUGGUGAAGGAGAUCCCCAUCAUCAAAGCCAAUUUUCUAAGCAUGUUGCUGACAGUGGAAUGUGAGAAGGAUCCAGUGAGUGGACAGCCUCUGGACCAGCUGAGCAUGGAGGUCAUCAACUUCUGCUGGAACCUGGGGAGCAAGGCAUCCACUGUGACUGAGAUCCUGAAAAUGCGGGAACCUAUGUUCUAUGCAGCCAUCCAGCAGACCAUAAACCAGCAGUCUAUCUCCAAUGUGCAGAAGAUUCAGAAGUGGGUUAUCCUGGGGAAGGACUUUUCCACCUCUGGAGGAGAGCUAGGUUCCAGUUACUGGACCACGCACAGACAUGGUGAGGUGCGGCUGCGGCAGGACGAGAACUCGUUCAGGGAUAAGGCGCCGCUCACAGUACACGAUAUGAUCAUGGGCACAGCCACCAAGUACGCCAACUACAUCGCGCUCGGCUCCAAGUACAAGGACAACUGGCACCUGCUCACCUACAUCGAGUACUACGAAGAAUGCCGGCGAGCCGCCAAAGCCUUCCUCAAGCUGGGCCUCCAGCGCUUCCACGGUGUGGGGAUCAUGGGGCUGAAUUCAGAGGAGUGGGUCAUCGCCAGCAUUGGUGCCAUCAUGGCAGGAGGCUUUUCUGUUGGCAUCUUGACUAACAGCACCCCAAAGUCUUGCCAGAUGAUCGCUGAAAAUGCGGAGAUGGACAUCUUUGUGGUGGAUAAUGACAGGCAGCUACAGAAAAUCCUACAGAUCCAGGGCUCCCUGAAGCAUCUCAAAGCCAUUGUCCAGUACAAGGAGGUAAUCCAGACGGAGCAGACAAACCUGUAUUCGUGGCAAAGUUUCCUGGACCUCGCAGAGGGUGUCUCGGACUACAGGCUGGACCAGGUCAUUGACUCACAAAAGCCCAAUCAGUGCUGUACCUUGGUCUUCAGCCUGUCAGCCACAGGCCCCCCCAAAGCUGUGAUGUUAAGCCACGACAAUAUCACCUGGACCACAGAAGCCACUGUCCAGAGCCUUUGUUAUAAGUGCCCCCCAGAAGGGCAAGAAGUCCUGGUGAACUACCUCCCACUCGCCUACAUGGGGGCCCAAAUCUUUGACAUGUGGGUCACCAUUGAGGUGGCUGGGGCACUCUACUUUGCUCAGCCAGACGGUGUGAAGGGUUCACUGAUGGAUAUUCUGCGGGAGGUGAGGCCCACCACGUUCUACGGCGUCCCAUGGAUCUGGGACCGGAUGCUCGACAACCUCAAGGCCAGCCAACUGGACUCGACCACGUUGCGGAGGAAGUUUGACAAGUGGGCCAUGAUGCUGGGACUCAGGACCAAUCAGAAGCGGAUGUUUGGGCACAUAGAUCUUCCACUAUGCUUUGGCCUGGCCAAGAGCCUGACCUUCAACCCAGCCAGGAAGUUGUUUGGCCUGGAACACUGCCAGCAGUUCUUCAACAUGGGGCCAGGGCUCCCCAGGGCCACCCUGGACUUCUUCCUCAGCCUCAACAUCCCCAUCUUUGAGUUCUAUGGCUUGACCGAAUGCACAGGCAUCCACUCCAUAUCCAGCCACAAGGCCUUCCGGCUGCUGAGCUCUGGGAAGGGGCUACCCAGGGCCCACACCAGGGUGCAUAAGGAAGAUGAGGAGGGUGUUGGGAACAUCUCCAUUUGGGGCCGAAACAUCUUCAUGGGUUAUCUCAACAACAAGGAGGAGACAGAGAAGAGGAUGGACGCUCAAGGCUGGAUGCACACAGGGGACCUGGGUUUUUUGGAUGUUAAUAAGUUCCUGUACAUCACAGGCAAUGUCAAGGAUAUCAUCACUCUCAGUUCUGGGGAAAAGGUCAACCCCAAACCCAUCGAGGACCAGGUGAAGAUGUACAUCCCCAUCGUGCGGCACGUGGUGGUGGUGGGCCAAGAUGCUCCGUACCUGUGCGCCCUGCUCACGCUAAAGUGCCAGGUCAAUAUGGAGACAGGAGAGCCUCGAAACACGCUGACCAGUGAGGCUGUGGCUUUCUGCCGGCAACUCAAGAGCCACUCUACAAGGCUGACAGACAUCAUCAACGGCCAGGACCACAUCGUCAUGGGGUUCAUCAGCGAGGUCAUUGAUGCCAUCAACGCGGAAGCUCAGUCAGAGAGCACCAAGAUUGUCAAGUGGACCAUCCUCAACACAGACUUCUCCAUUGCUGGCGGGGAGCUCGGAGAAACAACAAAAGUGAAGAGGGCAAUUGUGGCCAAGAUAUACCAAGAGGAAAUUGAAAACUUUUACAAGGAGGAUUGA
Messenger RNA from Otolemur garnettii (small-eared galago), 3719 nucleotides. RefSeq names its product acyl-CoA synthetase bubblegum family member 2 (gene ACSBG2). Gene Ontology annotation, molecular function: long-chain fatty acid-CoA ligase activity. Gene Ontology annotation, cellular component: membrane; endoplasmic reticulum. The record is from RefSeq and is a predicted model, not a curated record. NCBI's taxonomy places the organism in Eukaryota, Metazoa, Chordata, Mammalia, Primates, Galagidae.